AUGGCUACUGCUAGUCUCCCAUUCGAGGACUUUGAUGAGAAGUUUUUGACUUGUCCCGUCUGUGAAGAGAUUUAUACCGACCCCCGCGUCCUGCCCUGUCUUCACACCUACUGUGCCAGGUGUCUGGAAAAAUGGCGGAACGGAGAGAGCCAGUUCACCUGUCCUACCUGUCGGCACCAGGUGAGACUACAAGGAACAGGUGUCAGUAGUCUGCCACCAAACUUCUUUAUCAACAGCCUGUUGGACUUCAGGGCCCUGCAUAAAAGUGAAGAAGAUCACACCCAUUGUCAAAUGUGUAAGUCUGAUGCCAAGGUAGAAGGAAGAUGCGCGGACUGUAGUUUCCUGCUAUGUAAGAACUGCAUAACUGCUCACAGUAACACUCCUGCUCUAAAGGACCAUUACAUCAUCACCCUGCGUGACCUGAAGAACCCCAGCAGCAGACCAAAGUACAGCCGGGCCCAGUACUGCUCUCGGCACACCGACCAGCGCAUGACCUUCUACUGCCAGCCCUGCGCCAAGCUCGUGUGCCGAGACUGCACCAUCACCGAGCACCGGCCAGGGCCCGACCACGAUCCACAGGAGGUCAGUAAGGUUGCACAGAACUACAAGGCUGAACUACAGACAUUGGUAGAGAAAACCUAUGACACGGAUGACGCUUUGAACAGAGCUAAAGAAACUGUCAGCCAAGAAAUCAGCAGCAUCACAACAAACUGUCACACGAUAAGAAAGGAAAUCAAGGAACAUUUUGCACAAAUGAGAGCAAAACUUGACGAGCAAGAGAAGAAGGUCACAGAGAAGCUAGACAGGAUGGAACAAAACCAGAAGGAGCCUCUUGCCAGGGAAGAGAAAGAGUUGGAAGAGACUAUCAAGUCUACUGAAGAUGGACUGAAGUUCUCUACGGACAUUCUGACUAGAGGUAAUGAUGUUGAGAUUCUCACACUCAGGCAGCAGCUAGAAGACAGGCUUAAUGUUCUUUCGUCAGCUCAGAUCCAGCAUGAAGCUUUGAAGAAUAAGAUAUCAUUCCAACCAGAUGAUAAGUGCUCAAAUCUUGUCGAAUGUUACCUUUUUCUGACUGAUGAAUCCCUGUUCAUCACAGAGGCCCCAGUAGAAAGUUUGCCAACUACUGUAAUAUUUCGGCCCCGGGCAGGUCAAGACCUCAGAACCGAUCCACAGGUAACCGUCACCUCUGCUGAGGGGCAAUAUGCUAAAUUAGACACCACCAAAGGAAGUGACGGAACAUUUAAAGCAGUUUGGAGGCCACAGACAUCAGGGAAGCAUGUUGUGUGUGUAGCUACUGGGGGUGGGGUUACAGGAGGGGGGAGUCUGUGUUCCCCCAUCACAGUAGAUGUUGGUAGUAACAACCCCGUACUGAGGUUUGGACAGAAGGGAAGCCAGCAGGGCCAGUUUAACGCUCCUAUAGAUCUUGCAGUCAGUGGAGAUAGACUGUAUGUAACUGAUACUGUCAACACACGUGUCCAGGUGUUUGAUCUGACGGGGAAAUAUUGUCACUCAUUUUCAACAACUACAAUUCCUUGGUCACUUGCAGUUCAUAUUGAUGGCACCAUAGUGGUUAAGUCUGGAAAUGAAGUGAAAAAGUUCACACCAUCAGGAGAACUGUUGUACACAUUUUCUCUGAGUGAAUAUUGUACAGAGCCCUAUGGCCUGGCAUUACAGAGAGAUGGGAGGGUUGUUGUAGCUGAUGGUGACAAACACAGCAUUUUCCUGUUUGAGCCAGAUGGUACGCUGAUAAAACAGGUGGGAGGGAAGGGAGAGGGGGACGGUCAGUUCAACGAUCCAUGUUUUGCCUGCACGGAUAACGCAGAUAAUAUCAUUGUGUCAGAUAGACUUAACCACCGCGUUCAUGUGUUUGACAAGAAUUUGAUGUUCCAACACAAGUUUGGUCAGAGAGGUGAUCAGACACAGGACAUGCGGUGUCCGAUCGGGGUGUCAGCUGACAACAGGGAAAACAUAGUUCUAUCAAACAUAGGAUGUAGAACUGAUGGAGUCAAACAUGGUCAAAAGCUUCAGGUGUACCGCCCAGACGGCACAUGGUUGUCCACCAUUAGCAGUGAUGGGGACAAACUGAACGUUCCCCACGGGGUGGCUGUGACAGAGGAUGGACAUGUGUUUGUAGCUGAUACUAAUGACCACUGUAUCAGAAAGUACAGAUACGUGUGA
Messenger RNA from Branchiostoma floridae (Florida lancelet), 2178 nucleotides. Its product is annotated as E3 ubiquitin-protein ligase TRIM71-like. The coding region runs from base 1 to 2178 and encodes 725 amino acids. The record is from RefSeq and is a predicted model, not a curated record. Gene Ontology annotation, cellular component: nucleoplasm; chromatin. Gene Ontology annotation, molecular function: protein binding; ubiquitin-protein transferase activity; zinc ion binding. NCBI's taxonomy places the organism in Eukaryota, Metazoa, Chordata, Leptocardii, Amphioxiformes, Branchiostomatidae. Gene Ontology annotation, biological process: positive regulation of DNA-templated transcription. The transcript has a single exon.